Brassica oleracea var. oleracea is the source of this 597-nucleotide messenger RNA. RefSeq names its product glutathione S-transferase T3-like. The record is from RefSeq and is a predicted model, not a curated record. Lineage: Eukaryota; Viridiplantae; Streptophyta; Magnoliopsida; Brassicales; Brassicaceae. The coding region runs from base 1 to 597 and encodes 198 amino acids. The transcript has a single exon.
AUGGAUUAUGAUCCAUAUAAAACACAGACAUCAAAUUUUGUUGACCUUCUCAAUAGUCAACAAGACGUUGUGUUUGGUUUAGGGGAAGAUAGUGUCCGUGUUUCUUCAUCACAGGUUCCUCACUUUGGUGAGAUUCCUGUAGAGCGUAAAGAAAGAAGAACCUGGACGCCUACAGACGAUCAAGUGCUCAUAUCCUCUUGGUUAAACACAAGUAAAGAUCCGGUGGUAGGGAACGAGCAACGAUCCGGAGCUUUUUGGCAGAGAAUUGCCGCGUACUUCGCAGCAUCACCAAAGAUUGCAGUUAGUGAAAGAAGGGAGGCCGGUCACUGCAAGCAACGUUGGCACAAGAUCAAUGAUCUUGUAGGGAAGUUCUGUGGCGCGUUCGAAGCUGCAAGCAGAGAGAGAACCAGCGGGCAAAACGAUAACGACGUUCUCAAGCUAGCGCAUGAGAUCUUCUUCAACAAUCACAACAAGAAGUUCACUCUAGAACAUGCGUGGAAGGAGCUUCGAAACGAUCAGAAAUGGUGUGACCUGUCAACUUCUACUUGUAGUAGGGUCUGUCUUGUAGUAGUCACGGGAGUGUGUUUUUACGUUUGA